CGCCAGCCAGGGCGAACUGCACCGCCGGCCAACUCUCUCGCUUUCAAUCACUCUCUCAAUCGACUCAUCACUCGAUAAACAUCAACAUCACUCUCCUCCCCGUCGCUCUCCUCUCUGUAGCUCUCCCCCUUCUCGCUCUUCUUUCUCUCGGUCUCUUUCGCGCUUCCCGUUCUCAUCUUCCAUCAUGCCAGGACCACCACCAGCACCACCACCGCCGCAGCUACCACCCCCACGCUCCUCCCACUCUCCCCCUCCCUCACGUCCGUCUCGCACUUCCCCACCACGGCCCCCACCCAGCCUCCGUCCAACAACACUACAGCGCGCGACGCUCGCUCUUGUCGCGGUCCUGACAGCCACCAUGAUUGCCGCGAACGCGACUCUCCUCGCCCCCCUCUAUUUUAUGAGCUGGCGCUUCGGCCCCAUCAAAGACACCUGGCGGCCCCUGCUCGUCGCGCACAUCCUGUAUGGUGUCGUCCUUCUAUCCUACCUCUCCGCAUUCGCCCUCGCCGCGCGCCGCGGCGGAUGGCGUGUCCGCGAAGACGUCCUUCCCACCGGCCUGCUCUCGGCGACCGGCUUCGUCCUCGCGGGCAUGUACACCAUCGUGCCCCUCUACUCCGGCCUGACCAUCCAAGAGUGGGAAUGCGAGGGCCUCGGCGUGCCCUGCGGCGCCACGCGCAUCAGCCUCGCCAUCACAUGGCCCAUCGCCGCCCUCUGCGGCUCCGUGUGUGUCGGCGAGACGGUCUACGUCCUCCGCCGGCAUGGACGCGGCGUGUGGCACCACACCUUGCCCUUCCUCCAAGCUGUUCCGCCGGAAGACUUGGUCGACGCCAGGAUAUACUCGGCCCUGCCGGAGGCGCCGCAGGGCGCGACAAUGUUCCCGAUGUACGGCCUGCCGUUGGAGGGUAGGGGCGGGGCGGUGUCGGGCGCGGAGGGUUUGGAGGCGCGGAGUUGGGACGUGUACAGAGUAGCACUGUUUGGCACGCGCGAUCCCGAGGGGGCACGCAAGCCGCUCCGUGGAAGCAGAGGGCGCCGGUCGCCCCCAGAGUAGCAUACACCGCUUUGGCCGCCUUACACCACCGUAACUUGACAUACAUGUACCCGUUGUAUCAUAAUUUGUAUUACACGAUGUAGAACCAUGAGUCGUG
This is a messenger RNA of Cutaneotrichosporon oleaginosum, 1145 nucleotides long. RefSeq lists its product as uncharacterized. Lineage: Eukaryota; Fungi; Basidiomycota; Tremellomycetes; Trichosporonales; Trichosporonaceae. The record is from RefSeq and is a predicted model, not a curated record.